AUGGCUUCUGGUGCUUUGAUGAAAGCUCAGAUGCUUGGCCUUCUGACCAGGUGUCUGCAAUUUCACAUCAUUGGAGCAUUUGCUGUAUCCCUGGGGUUGCAGCUCUCUAAGUUUGCUGUGGCUGAACCAAGAAAGAAGGCAUGUGCAGAUUUCUACAGAGGUUAUGAUUCCGUGAAAGAUUUUGAGGAGAUGAGGAAGGCUGGUAUCUUUCAGAGUGCAAAGUGA
Molecule: messenger RNA, 225 nt
Organism: Cynocephalus volans (Philippine flying lemur)
Lineage: Eukaryota; Metazoa; Chordata; Mammalia; Dermoptera; Cynocephalidae
Product: cytochrome c oxidase subunit 6C-like
Exons: 1
Coding region: 1-225 (74 amino acids)
Source: RefSeq, a predicted model, not a curated record